CUUUCAGUGAAAUAUCUCUGUCCAAACGAAAAUGAACUCCAGAAGCUUGAUGUUAUUGACCAGAAAUGCAAGGGUCUUUGCCAGAUCUCCUGCUCUUUUGAGAAGAGCCUAUUUGGCAUCGAGACCAGUCUUUUCACACGGUCUUAGUCACGGUAUUCGUCUCCAUUCUUCACAAUCAAAUAACGACAAAUCUGCUACUUUGAAAGCUGAUGACCCACAAUUAAUGAUUGCAUUCACUUGCAAGAAAUGUGACACCAGAUCUUCCCACGCAUUCUCCAGACAAUCGUACUAUAAAGGGACUGUGCUAAUUCAGUGUCCAGGCUGCAAAAACCGCCAUUUGAUAGCAGAUAACUUGAAGAUUUUCAGGGACAACAAAGUUAACCUUGAGGAUAUUUUGAAGGAACAGGGCCAAUCAGUCGCUACCACAACAGAUGAUUUGGCUUUUGAAGAUAUCCCAGAAUCUCUAAGGGGUCUUAUUGGCCACCAUGCUAAAGACGCACCAGAGUCAUACAGAAAGGACGAAUCAGAGACUGACAAGGUCCACGAAUUGCCAGGUCCUAAGAAGGAGUAAGAAGCCUGAUAGAGAGUUUUUCUAUUUGUUGCAAACUGACUGUGUAUAUCUCCAAAUCCUCUAUUUAUUUAAACUGGGACGUGAAAACACCCAGACUCGCUUAAUCGUAGGGCUCAAACCAUCCACAAUCUUUGCCUGAGCCCAUUCUGCUGUAUAUAGUCGAAUUCAUAUAAUUCUUU
This is a messenger RNA of Hyphopichia burtonii NRRL Y-1933, 750 nucleotides long. RefSeq lists its product as uncharacterized. The transcript has a single exon. The record is from RefSeq and is a predicted model, not a curated record. Gene Ontology annotation, molecular function: protein-folding chaperone binding; zinc ion binding. Lineage: Eukaryota; Fungi; Ascomycota; Pichiomycetes; Serinales; Debaryomycetaceae. Gene Ontology annotation, biological process: protein stabilization; protein folding; protein import into mitochondrial matrix. Bases 32 to 571 code for a protein of 179 amino acids. Gene Ontology annotation, cellular component: mitochondrion.